Candidula unifasciata is the source of this 837-nucleotide messenger RNA. NCBI's taxonomy places the organism in Eukaryota, Metazoa, Mollusca, Gastropoda, Stylommatophora, Geomitridae. The record is from the annotation of a GenBank genome assembly.
AUGUAUAAAAUAUAUGUUUCAAUGGACACUGGGACAGGUGGAGCAUACACUCUGGCACAGACAGGACAUUCACACUGGGACAGGUGGAGCAUAUACUCUAGCACAGACAGGACAUUCCCACUGGGACAGGUGGAGCAUACACUCUGGCACAGACAGGACAUUCACACUGGGACAGGUGGAGCAUACACUCUGGCACAGACAGGAAAUUCCCACUGGGACAGGUGGAGCAUACACUCUGGCACAGACAGGACAUUCACACUGGGACAGGUGGGGCAUAUACUCUGGCACAGACAGGACAUUCACACUGGGACAAGUGGAGCAUAUACUCUGGCACAGACAGGACAUUCACACUGGGACAGGUGGGGCAUAUACUCUGGCACAGACAGGACAUUCACACUGGGACAGGUGGAGCAUAUACUCUGGCACAGACAGGACAUUCACACUGGGACAGGUGGAGCAUACACUCUGGCACAGACAGGACAUUCACACUGGGACAGGUGGAGCAUACACUCUGGCACAGACAGGACAUUCACACUGGGACAGGUGGAGCAUACACUCUGGCACAGACAGGACAUUCACACUGGGACAGGUGGGGCAUACACUCUGGCACAGACAGGACAUUCACACUGGGACAGGUGGGGCAUACACUCUGGCACAGACAGGACAUUCACACUGGGACAGGUGGAGCAUAUACUCUGGCACAGACAGGACAUUCACACUGGGACAAGUGGAGCAUAUACUCUGACACAGACAGAACAUUCCCACUGGGACAGGUGGAGCAUAUACUCUGGCACAGACAGGACAUUCACACUGGGACAAGUGGAGCAUAUACUCUGA